Molecule: messenger RNA, 366 nt
Organism: Rangifer tarandus platyrhynchus (Svalbard reindeer)
Lineage: Eukaryota; Metazoa; Chordata; Mammalia; Artiodactyla; Cervidae
Source: the annotation of a GenBank genome assembly
AUGCCUCUCUUACAAGUCUCCUCCGGACAAACCAUCUCCCACCUCCUUUCCCCCCUCCAGUCAAUCACUCUGCUUGGCUGUUCACUCAGUGCCAGCCCCCGCGUGCCAGCUGCUGUCCUGGACUUUGGCACUGUUCUAGGUUGUAGUUCAGCCGCUAAGUCACGCUCAACUCUCUGCAGCCCUGCGGACAGCAGCACACCAGGCUUCCCUGCCCUUCACUCUCUCCCUGAGUCUGCUCCAUCUCACAUCCAUCGAGUUGGUGAUGCUCCUCUCCUGCCCUCAGUCAUCCUCUGCAUCAGGGUCUUUUCCAAUGAGUCACGCUUCACAUCAGGUAGACAAAGUAUUGAGUUUCAGCUUCAGCAUUAG